CGCGGUUUCACCAGGCCCAAGAUGGACGCGGCCAACGACAGCACGUACAGCAAGGCGCUACGCCGUGGCCGCCACCCACGGUCCUUUAACCGCACCGACACGUGUCAAAUGUGGUCGACUUUAAAACACUCGAGCUCCCGCGUCUCGAGCGUCAAGACGGGCCAAGGCCUUGGCAACAUCGUUGCCAAGGAGAUCGAGGCGCUGCAGAGCGAGAGCCCAACAUCCGAGAAAGCGACGCGGAUGACUCUAAAAGACGUCAAGUCGACGCCCAACCUCUUGAGCCCGAAAGAGAGGCGAAGCGAGAAGCGCCCAGCCAAGAAGAAGCACAGCACGCAUGAAGACGUUAUCAAGCGGCUGCAGGCGCUGGGGUCGGGGAGCGCGAUGGCGGCCACCCCGAAUACCACCACCAACAAUACCAAUACCAACAACAACAACGUGUCGGCAACCACGAUGGCAGCCAUGGACGUCGAUGCAACCAAGUUGCGCCAAGACUUUAGCUCGCAGAAAGACGCCCGCGUCUACUACGGUUCGACGGCAGCUUUGGAGCUCUUCAACGGCGACAUGCUCAUGGUGUCGGUGGCCGAUGGGUCCGUGUGCGUCCAGCCCCUCGAGCGCCUCAAGAACCAGCUCAAGGGCUGCCGGGACAAGCUCCUGUUUACGCUCAUCAACAUGAAUGAGCUUCGCAGUGCCAACCCAAUUCGGUUUGGCGACAGUGUCUGGCUGCAAAUUAGCGUCGGGACGGGCGACACCUCGUGGGAGCAAGGCGGCGUACUCGGCGCCAAGGUCCGCAAAGCGCCCGACCUCCAAACGCUUUCGCUCACACACGUUGAGAAAGACCCUAUUGAUGCGCCUCCAGAAGCCGCGCCCGACGAAGUGCUCCUCAAUGUUGGGUAUCCCGUGCCCGUCCGCGCCUACUUGCCCAAGACGCGUGACGACUCUACCGACUCGCAGAUCGACGAUAUGCAAGCUCGGCUACGCAAUAAGACGUCGCGCAUGGUCGGUCGCUGGAUCGUGCGGUCCGCUGUCGUUCGACCCAAAGGCAAAGAUGACUUUGUCAACAAUGACGACGAAAUCUACCUGGAACAAGACUGGUUCUACCUCGGCGCCGAUUUGGAGGCGACCGAAAAGAGUCAGACGGCGGUCUUGCGCCAGCUACCGCCGACCAAAACCACCAAAGUCGGCGAAUAUGUUGUCGAGCGCCGUGCCGCGUGGAAAGUGCGGCUCGUCGACUCGUCCAAAGGCGGUCUCGGGCUCAGCCUCGUGCAGCAGCAGAUGGAGCGGCUUCUUUUCAAAGCCAAGACGCAGCUCAAAGCGUCCGAGAAGAUGCGCGACGGCCAACUGCGACACUAUGGCCCCGACUUGAACGGCGGCCAAGGCUUCUCCAAGCAGCUGCGGCGCCACAUCCAAAACGUGACGGCCGAGUGCGACGACGAGUAUUUUGCCCACCAAAACGACCGGUUGCGCCAACUGGACGUGUACUUUGAAGACAAGAUGGCAGCCAUGGACAAGACGGACCGGAAGCGCGCGCCGCUCUCGCCGCUCGCAUCGAGCCUCCGGUUUUCCGCGUCCGUACCCAACUUGAGCUCGUGCAAGGACUCGAUUGGGCUUCACGCGCCGGCGACCGAGUCGACCGUGCCACCGUCGACCGAGAAAAUCUGCAACCUGUGCGUCGCGUACGCCCGCGUCGGGUUUGACUUGUGCACACACAACCACGAAGUCGCGCACUGCGUCGCGCUCGGGGCGCCAUUGCCCUCCAAGUCGAGUGAGCCAUCGUCGGGCGAGAUGCUCAAAGCUCGUCUCUCGGAGCGACACAUGAGCACGUCGGAUGGCGCCUUGCGCGCCGCCAAGGCCGCCGAGGCCGCGGAGUUGCGCGAACGCGGCCGUAUCAUGCGGCUGCUCUCGGAGCAAGACGACCGUCUCGUCAACGUCAUCAAGUACACGGAGCAGCGCGCGCACCUCGCAGCGAUUGCAACACACUCGACCGACAACGACGACGACGCGCCGUCGUACUUUUCAACCAAGCGGUCGCGCGUCCGGCGACGUCUCACGUCUAUGAUCAGCGACACGGGCCCGCGACGCAAGUCGACGCUUAAGUCGACGGUGCUGGCCGAGACGGUCCGGUCCCACGACGAUGACGACGACGAUUCGACCGGCGGCGACGCCAACGACAACACCGACGACGACGACGACGACGAUGACGACGGCGACGAGCUCUCAGACGACGACGACGAGAACCCGGACGACGACGACGAUUUCAUCACGGAAGCCGAGAUCCAGACGCUCGACUAUAUCAACGUCGAGAAGGCCACGGCGCUGUACGCCAACGAUGAAAAAGCGAUGCUAGCGAUGCUCCACGGGUUCGCCGACCUCGCCGAACACCGGCUCGUACCGCAGCUCCAAGACGCGCUCACCGCAAAACACAAGGCGUGCUUGCUCGAGACCUCGGACUUUUUGGCGCGGGCGUCCGAGUUUGUCAUGGCGCGCCGAAUACAAGUGCACGUCAUGAGCUUGAUCCAAAGCGUCGCGACGAGCAAUGUCGACGACUUUUCCAGCAUCGCGCCGGUCGUCGAACAACUCUUGCGCGAGGUCGAUGGCACGAUCCGCUUCAUUCGCGCCCACAAGCCCCAUGGCCGAAGCGGCGAAGUCAUGUAGCGUCAUCUUCCAAAUGCAUCAAUGUGUCGAGUGCACGCAUGUUGCUGGGAUUACGAUGACGUGCGAUGGGGUCGUCGCUGGUGCGCCGACGAAGUCGCUGCGAAUAAUGAUACUCCUCGCGUGUGUCCAUCCUC
Messenger RNA from Saprolegnia diclina VS20, 2786 nucleotides. RefSeq lists its product as hypothetical. The record is from RefSeq and is a predicted model, not a curated record. NCBI's taxonomy places the organism in Eukaryota, Oomycota, Saprolegniomycetes, Saprolegniales, Saprolegniaceae. Bases 22 to 2652 code for a protein of 876 amino acids. The transcript is spliced from 15 exons.